GAAAACUCAUAAUCUUCUUUGUUCUUUCCUGUGAUUACAAGAAUGGCUGAAGAGGAACAAGCAAUCACUCCAGAAGCCAGCCAAAGGGCCCCUAUCAAGUACCCUUUCAUCGCUUUCAGCACUCAUAAAUAUACCCCAUUAGAAACAUCUACUUUGACCAAGAAUGCAUUUUAUUACUCUUUUGCCAUUGGUGCGUUGACUGCAGCCACCCAGAACUCAUUGGCAAGAGAUGGAAGAGGUGCAAUGGCUGUUUUCACAAAGUCUGGUAAAUUGUGGGGUGCCAUUACUGCAGUUGUCACUACAUAUCAAUUUAGUUAUUGCUCAAUUUCUAAUCUAAGAGAACAAAAUGAUUCAAUCAAUGAUUAUUUAGCCGGUGCUUUAGCUGGUGCUGUUUUAGGAUCAUUCACCAAGAGCUUGGGUAAAUCAGUUGGAACUGGGUUAGGAGUUGGUUUACUUUGUGGAAUCACCCAUUGGGCUGGUAAUACGAUUGGUGACCGUGAAAACAAUGCUUACAAGGCCCGUGGGGGAUUAGAGAAUCAAUUGUUACAUAAAGAGUACAAUGAAGGGGAGAAGCAAGGUCUUUGGGAAGCUGUUAGAAGAAGACCAUUGUCAGAGGCCAAGGAAAGACUUGGUGAGGUUGCCUUGAAGCCAUGAACUAUUUAUUCUAUUUAUUAACUUAUUUAUUACACUCUAUUUAUUUAUCGACAUACUCUAUUUAUUUCUUCAUCAAUGGAUGAUAAUUUUAUUAAAGGGCCAGUAGAUUCGGAGAUAUUUGUAAGUGGAAAGAUUGAUGAGAACUUCAAAACGGGCCUUAAAACAUCAUGAAACCAAUCUUUUAAGACGCUUAAAAGUAGAGAUAUAUCAAA
Messenger RNA from Hansenula anomala, 866 nucleotides. RefSeq lists its product as uncharacterized. The record is from RefSeq and is a predicted model, not a curated record. The transcript has a single exon. Lineage: Eukaryota; Fungi; Ascomycota; Saccharomycetes; Phaffomycetales; Wickerhamomycetaceae. The annotation marks the transcript as partial.